UAAACAUGCACAUUGAAAAUCCAUUUCUCUCUGUUAUCUAGCCGCAGUUCAUGCCUCAAAAUAAUCCUCCUUUGCCUAAUUAAUAGAGGAAGGAGAUUGGAGAUUAAGCCAUCUGGACUUUAUCAUCCGCUAAGACUGGAAAUGGAGUAGACCAAUUAAGAGAUGAUAAUUUGAAUACAUUCUGGCAAUCUGAUGGCACGCAACCCCAUUACAUCACAAUACAAUUUCUUAAGAAAAUGAGAGUCUAAGAAGUAGCUGUUUAUUUAGAUUUCAAAUAAGAUGAAAGCUACACUCCCAAUAAAUUAUCGAUUCGAGCAGGAACUAAUAUUCAAGACAUGAAAGUACACAUUGAAAAUCUAAUCUAGGAAGUACUCUACAUUGAAUUGAAAGAACCAUACGGAUGGUUUGUAUUUCAACUUAAAACUAAAUUACUCAAUGGAUAGGAAAAGUACUGAAUUAUCUCUAUAUUAAGACCUUAUGUUUCGACAAUUAAUAUCUAAAUAGUAGUUUUAUAAAAUUAACACAGCGGCAAAGAUACACAUAUCAGAUAAGUAAGAAUAUUUGGACCUAGAGAGUAUGAAAUUUAAAUUUAUUUUAGGAAACAAAAUUAAGGAUUGAGUUUUCCAGAUUUCAAAAUGCCAGAAAUUACUUAAUAUGCUUCGAUUCGUUGA
This is a messenger RNA of Paramecium octaurelia, 671 nucleotides long. The record is from the annotation of a GenBank genome assembly. NCBI's taxonomy places the organism in Eukaryota, Ciliophora, Oligohymenophorea, Peniculida, Parameciidae.